GGCGCAUACAACCCGCCAUUCCGUCGCGCUCUCUCUCUAUCCCACACCACCACAUAUUGACAGGAUAAUUUUUCAGUAUGUUUAUGCUGAGGAAUUUGUUUGGCAAAGUGUGGAGCGACCCACAAGCGUCGGAGCUGGCAAAAAUUCCGAAUGGGGCGUUGUACCUGGUACGCCAGGACCAUAUUCGGAGUUCGCGCGAGUGCAUAUAUCUUGCCGCGAUGGCGUCAAUCAGGCGGACGUCGACUGAAUUCCACUACGAACUCGCUAUCUCGAGAGUCUUUGACAGGGGUGAAGUCUUGGAUGAAGACGAAGAUGAUGACUCCGAGCGGUCUUUCCUUAUCGAUGAACAACUUGAAUUUCGUCAAGCCACAUACGAGGGGCAGCCCUCUUUUGUGUGGAAAGAUGUGGCAGGGGACAUGUUUGAAUUUGUGGCGAACGGCGCAACCAAAGCUACUGUAGACUUCUUUGAAGUCAACUACCUGAAAGCAGCCUUUGAGCGCAAGUAUCAGCGGAGCUCGGAGAACGUGAGCGAUGUCGAGCUCGAAGCUCUUCGGUAUGUUCCAGGUCGCAUUAACGGACCGAUUCCCCAGAGCCGGGCUAUCAGAGAGAAGUCUGCCAAUGAAGAGAUAGUGACUUCGUUCCAACGAUUUAAAUCACAGUCGGUUUCUUCACCUCCGAAGCUCAACCCAUCCAAGAAAGUCACUGUUGCAGACAAUGGGGAAAUUCUGUCGGAAGAGCCUGCUGUGCUCUACCUGUGGAGUCUUCAGGAGGGCAAGUUUAUACCUCAGGCAACGUCGACCGCUCAACUGGCUGAGACUGAAAAUUUCGUUUUCUGGAUCCUUGCCAAGGAGUCUGACAGGAAGAGUGGGACCAGCAUCAUUCUGGCACACCCGGUAACAGCAGACAUAAACGGAAGAUGGUCGAAGGUUCAUCUCUCAUUCACCUGGAAUGUCUAUACCUUCCCGACGCCUGAACGUAUGGUGACGGAAACAUGGUGCUUCAAAUUCGAUGAGGCGGGUUCGUAUCAACGCUUCCAAGAUCGUAUGAAUAUUUGCCUGUGGGAGACCUUGAAUCAGAUGAGGUGGGGAAAGAUUAAGGCGGAUGAACAGGCAUAUGCGGAGUCCAGCUGGCAGGAUGAAGACGUCGAGAUGACCGAUGCUGAAGUGGAGGAAGAGCUAGAGCAGGAGCGCGCUCGGGAAGAGGACGAAGAAGAUGAAGAAGACGUGCAUGAAAUAAUGACUGCUUAUGACGAGGAUGAGGAUGAGGACGAAGAGCGCCAAGCACUGAAAUCCGCCAAGGGUGUCACAAACUCGCAUCUUGCUGUCGGUCACGUCGUCGACCGCUCCUUUGUGGUCCGAGGUAACAAGAUCGGGGUCUUCAGGCAUACGGAUGACGACAAAAUCAAGUAUGCUUCAACGAUUAACAAGAUCGCAACGCCCAAAGGAGAAGUUUUCACUCCAAAGAAAGUCAUGCUGCACGAUCGUGAUCACACCAUGCUACUCAUGAACGACAACAAUCCGAAUUCGUUAUUCCAAAUGGACCUGGAACGGGGCAAAGUUGUCGAAGAGUGGAAGGUGGAUGACGAUCGGAAAUUGGUCGAGAUUGCACCGGAUUCUAAAUUUGCUGGGCUUACCGGUCAACAAACCUUGGUUGGGACUUCUCAUAAUGCAUUGUUCCGCAUCGAUCCACGGCAGUCCGGUAACAAGAUCGUUGACAGCGAGACAAAGCAAUAUGUCACGAAGAACGAGUUCUCCACAGUCACCACCACGCAGGGAGGAAAGGUUGCGGUUGGCUCUAACAAGGGUGAACUGCGACUGUUCGACACCAUUGGAAAGAACGCGAAGACUGCCCUUCCAGCCAUCGGCGAUCCCAUCAUUGGCCUUGAUACGACCAAAGAUGGACGAUGGAUUGUGGCUACCACGAGGACCUAUCUUAUGGUCGUCGAUACUCUCAUUGGCGCUGGGCGCUUUUCUGGCCAGCUCGGUUUUGACCGCAGUUUCCCCGCGGAUGCGAAGCCGAUCCCGCGUCGGCUUCAGCUGCGACCUGAGCACGUUGCGUACAUGGGCUCGGAAGUAUCGUUCACGCCCGCACGGUUCAACACCGGCCCGGAUCAGGAGGAGAAAACGAUUGUGACGAGCAGCGGGCCGUUCGUCAUUGCAUGGGACUUUAAGAAAGUCCAGCAAGGCAGACUGGAUAAGUAUGAUAUCAAGCAGUACGCGGACAAGGUCAUCGAGGACCAGUUCAAGUUCGGCAACGACAAGAACAUUGUCGUCGCUUUGUCGAACGACGUGCUGAGCAUCGACAAAAAGUUGCUUCAGCGGCCGACGAGGGCGUCACUCUCUACACCCGCGAAGCUGCUACGGAGCAAGAGCGGUAUUGUCAACAGUCCAUACUAGGUGUGCCUGUCCGCCUUGCACCCUCCACUUGGGGGCGUGAUUGUCCUUUUUUUCUAUGUGUUUUCUGUUGUGAUUAUGAUGAUGGGAAUGCACGGCUCUUUAUUUACGCACAUCGGUGGGUCAAGUUUUCCGCUUU
Messenger RNA from Dacryopinax primogenitus, 2532 nucleotides. RefSeq names its product VID27 cytoplasmic protein. The record is from RefSeq and is a predicted model, not a curated record. The transcript is spliced from 10 exons. Bases 78 to 2396 code for a protein of 772 amino acids. Gene Ontology annotation, cellular component: cytoplasm; nucleus. NCBI's taxonomy places the organism in Eukaryota, Fungi, Basidiomycota, Dacrymycetes, Dacrymycetales, Dacrymycetaceae.